AUGCAACCUUUAAUACCGAAGAAGAUUUCACAUGUACUCGAUUUUCAUGGAAAACCAUUGAAAAUUUCCUUCUUUGUGUUGUUGAAAAAUCAACUGAGUAAAACUGACUUUAUGUACGUCGUUUCACAGCUUGAAAAUUGUAUCAUUAAGAAUUGCGAUAGAAACAUGAAGGUGAAGAAGAAGGCAAAUCUUGAUGUACAUCUUCAUAUCCAAAGAAAUGAUUCAAGAGUAGAUUGA
This is a messenger RNA of Clunio marinus, 237 nucleotides long. The record is from the annotation of a GenBank genome assembly. NCBI's taxonomy places the organism in Eukaryota, Metazoa, Arthropoda, Insecta, Diptera, Chironomidae.